AUGUCUUCGGCGCCCGAGAAGCAGCAGCCACCGCACGGCGGCGGCGGCGGCGGCGGCGGCGGCGGCGGCAGCGGGGGAGGCGGCGCGGCCAUGGACCCCGCGUCGUCCGGCCCGUCCAAGGCCAAGAAGACCAACGCCGGCAUCCGGCGCCCCGAGAAGCCGCCCUACUCGUACAUCGCGCUCAUCGUCAUGGCCAUCCAGAGCUCGCCCACCAAGCGCCUGACGCUCAGCGAGAUCUACCAGUUCCUGCAGAGCCGCUUCCCCUUCUUCCGCGGCUCCUACCAGGGCUGGAAGAACUCCGUGCGCCACAACCUUUCACUCAACGAGUGCUUCAUCAAGCUGCCCAAGGGCCUCGGGCGGCCUGGCAAGGGCCACUACUGGACCAUCGACCCGGCAAGCGAGUUCAUGUUCGAGGAGGGCUCCUUUCGGCGGAGGCCGCGCGGCUUCCGAAGGAAAUGCCAGGCGCUCAAGCCCAUGUACAGCAUGAUGAACGGGCUCGGCUUCAACCACCUCCCGGACACCUACGGCUUCCAGAGCUCCGCCGGCGGCCUCUCGUGCCCGCCCAACAGCCUGGCGCUGGAGGGUGGCCUGGGCAUGAUGAACGGCCACUUGCCGGGCAACGUGGACGGCAUGGCUUUGCCCAGCCACUCGGUGCCACACCUGCCCACCAACGGCGGUCACUCGUACAUGGGCAGCUGUGGCGGUGCAGCGGCCGGUGAGUACCCGCACCACGACAGCUCGGUGCCUGCCUCCCCGCUGCUGCCUGCGGCCGCCAGUGGGGUCAUGGAGCCGCACGCAGUCUACUCGGGCUCCACGGCCGCCUGGCCGCCCUCGGCCUCCGCAGCCCUCAACAGCGGCGCCUCCUACAUCAAGCAGCAGCCCCUGUCCCCCUGCAACCCUGCGGCCAACCCCCUGUCUGGCAGUCUCUCCACACACUCCCUGGACCAGCCGUAUCUACACCAGAACAGUCACAACGCCCCAGCUGAGUUGCAAGGCAUCCCGAGGUAUCACUCCCAGUCCCCCGGCAUGUGUGACCGCAAGGAGUUCGUCUUCUCCUUCAACACCAUGGCAUCCUCAUCCAUGCACUCGGCCAGCAGUGGCUCCUACUACCACCAGCAGGUCACCUACCAAGAUAUCAAGCCCUGCGUGAUGUGAGGCCGCCGCUGGCGGGACCCUCCAGGCACGGGCGGCCUGGCGCAGGGACCCGGAACCCAUCGCAAGAAACUGCUUUAUUCUUGAGGUAUAACCGUAGGCAGAAGACGAGGGUUUGACCCCUACCCACCCGGAUUAUUUGGAAAGGAAUCCCCAAGGCAAAGACCCAGCAUGGUGGUCAGAACCUCCUCCCCCACUCCUUCAAAAAA
Molecule: messenger RNA, 1361 nt
Organism: Neomonachus schauinslandi (Hawaiian monk seal)
Lineage: Eukaryota; Metazoa; Chordata; Mammalia; Carnivora; Phocidae
Gene: FOXF1
Product: forkhead box F1
Exons: 2
Coding region: 1-1155 (384 amino acids)
Biological process (GO): animal organ morphogenesis; regulation of transcription by RNA polymerase II
Cellular component (GO): nucleus
Molecular function (GO): DNA-binding transcription factor activity, RNA polymerase II-specific; RNA polymerase II cis-regulatory region sequence-specific DNA binding
Source: RefSeq, a predicted model, not a curated record